AGCUCUCUGGUAAGUGUAACAUGUGAGCAUUACUAGGCAUUUCAUCCUGCGGGUUGCAGUCUGUGCUCUUCAGACUGUUGCUGGGUUGAAAUGCUUCUGCAGGACCGAUUCUGAGGUUGUGUAGAUAUUUCUCAAGGGCCUUCUCAUUGAGGAUAUCAGCGGCAUUUUGCAAGAUCAUCUGAGGAACAGGAAAGCAUCUGAAAUCAACUGAAAAGGAUAACUGUAGCGGUUUUUUACUGGGGAAGGAAACUGUCUUGGCACAGAGGCAGAUGAUUGAAUAAAGUAGUUGGCUCAGAGAAGAUGCACAGUCUGCUGUUUUUCCUCUGAAUGAAGACCGUUUAAUGGAAGCUGUAUUCGUGUAGAGAUGAAAGGAAAUACUAGCGUGAUAAACUACUUUCUUCCCUUCUCUUUUUAAAAUGAAAGAAAACUCAGAAGCAGUAAUUGGAGCUCAAAGGUCUUCUGAUUCUUUUCCUGUCUGCUUGUUGUGUUAGGAUUCUCCACUGACACCAUUUCUGCCUGGUGCCUGGUUCUUUUUGCUGGGCAGCCAGAAACAACUGCCUGAUGGAGAAAGAAUGAAAGCUUUGCCGUGCCUAUGUUCCUGAUGGGAUAAAGCUAUCUGUGUUUCGGCUGUUACAUGCGAAGUCUGGAUUAAUCAGUUUGUGUUCUCGUACCAGUAAUCCUGUUGUCUCCUGUGAUCUGACUCAUCACGUGUAAAUGUGCUGCAGCUUUGCUGUUAAUGCAGAGUGGUGGCUGUUUCCUUUUUCUUUCUUUCCUGAACACAGAAAGAAUUGUCAACCCUUCAAUUUUUAGGAUUUAUGCUAAAUUCUAUAUCUUUUUGUUUCCUGGAUAAUAUCUGUAUUAAGUCAGUGAAACUGAAAAAAAAUGAAGACAAAGUAGAAGUGGGAACAGAACAGUGAGAUUCUGUUUUUUUAUUUUCAGCUACAAGCCGCCCAGCCUACUGGUAACUAUAUGACCUUGUAGACAAGAGUGGGAUAUCUGUGGCCACCCUCUCCCAUAGCAGUUGUUUCUAAUUGCAUUUUUUAUGCUCUGGUGGCAUGUCACCCAAAACAAUGAUUGUUUUGUACCAGUAAAUUUCAGAGCUCAAUGUAACUACUUUGGUGGAAGAAAAAUAUUUUUAAAAGAAUUAGUCCUUGACAGAGUUUUAAUUAUUGACACAUUGAUGUGAAACUUUUUAUAGAUUGCAAUAACCUGGCAGAAAGAAAUAGGUUUUUAUUUUAGGAAGUUAUGUAUCUUAAUUUUAAACUUGAGUUUCUCUAAUAUUAUCAACUAUAAAACCAGCUGCACUGUUCAGAGAAUGUUCAUAAGUGGUGUACAGAAGAGGAGGAAAAACUGCUUGUGCUCGUCCCACUGUGACUUCUAUCACGUAGUGUGGAGUUGAAUGUUUUAAAAGAGCGAAUGAGUCGAGUGUGUAUUGUUGUUUUGGAGGAGGUAGAAGAUGAUUCUCCUGUAUUCAUUUCUAAGUUGCCCCAGGAAAGUAAAUCUCUACAUUCUCCAUCCUCUGGAAAUGUAUUGCCAUCACUGGUGCAAGCUAUAUUUAACGGUGAUCCAGAUGAAGUUCGAGCACUAAUAUUUAAGAAAGAAGAUGUUAACUUUCAGGAUAAUGAGAAGAGAACUCCUUUACAUGCUGCUGCCUAUCUUGGAGAUGCAGAAAUCAUUGAACUGCUUAUUUUAUCUGGAGCUAGAGUUAAUGCCAAAGACAGCAAAUGGUUGACACCUUUACACAGAGCAGUUGCAUCUUGUAGUGAGGAAGCAGUUCAGAUACUUUUGAAGCAUUCUGCCGAUGUUAAUGCUCGAGACAAAAAUUGGCAGACCCCUUUACAUAUAGCUGCUGCUAAUAAAGCUGUAAAGUGCGCCGAGUCUUUGGUACCUCUUCUGAGUAAUGUGAACGUAUCGGAUCGAGCAGGGAGAACUGCAUUACAUCAUGCAGCUUUCAGUGGGCAUGGCGAGAUGGUCAAACUACUCCUGUCCAGAGGUGCCAAUAUUAAUGCUUUUGACAAGAAAGAUAGACGUGCCAUCCAUUGGGCAGCAUAUAUGGGUCACAUCGAAGUAGUGAAAUUACUUGUGUCUCAUGGAGCUGAAGUGACGUGCAAGGAUAAGAAGUCUUACACACCUCUUCAUGCAGCAGCCUCUAGUGGAAUGAUCAGUGUAGUCAAAUACCUUCUAGAUCUUGGAGUUGAUAUGAAUGAACCCAAUGCCUAUGGAAACACACCUCUUCAUGUGGCCUGUUAUAAUGGCCAGGACGUUGUUGUGAACGAACUCAUAGACUGUGGUGCUAAUGUGAAUCAGAAGAAUGAGAAAGGAUUCACUCCUUUGCACUUUGCUGCUGCAUCCACACAUGGAGCACUGUGUUUAGAACUCCUGGUUAGCAAUGGGGCUGACGUCAAUAUGAAGAGUAAAGAUGGGAAAACCCCACUACACAUGACUGCUCUCCACGGUAGAUUCUCCAGAUCACAAACCAUUAUCCAGAGUGGAGCUGUAAUUGACUGUGAAGAUAAAAAUGGAAACACCCCUUUGCAUAUAGCAGCCCGGUAUGGCCAUGAGCUGCUAAUCAACACUCUUAUUACAAGUGGUGCUGACACUGCAAAGCGUGGUAUACAUGGAAUGUUCCCACUCCAUUUGGCAGCCUUAAGUGGUUUUUCGGACUGCUGCAGGAAACUUCUUUCUUCAGGAUUUGACAUAGAUACCCCAGAUGAUUUUGGCAGGACCUGUCUACAUGCAGCUGCAGCUGGAGGAAAUUUGGAGUGCCUAAACCUUCUGCUGAAUACUGGUGCAGACUUCAACAAAAAGGAUAAAUUUGGGAGAUCUCCACUGCACUAUGCUGCUGCCAACUGCAAUUACCAGUGCCUGUUUGCUCUUGUGGGGUCAGGAGCAAGCGUGAAUGACCUUGAUGAAAGAGGCUGCACACCCCUGCACUAUGCAGCUACGUCAGACACAGACGGCAAGUGCCUGGAAUACUUACUAAGAAAUGAUGCAAAUCCUGGGAUCCGGGACAAGCAAGGAUACAAUGCAGUUCAUUACUCAGCUGCAUAUGGCCACCGUCUGUGUCUUCAACUGAUUGCAAGUGAAACUCCUUUGGAUGUUUUAAUGGAAACCUCGGGAACAGACAUGUUGAGUGAUUCAGAUAAUAGAGCAACAAUAAGCCCUUUACAUUUGGCUGCCUAUCAUGGUCAUCACCAAGCCCUGGAAGUGUUGGUACAAUCUUUGUUAGAUCUUGAUGUAAGAAAUAGUAGUGGUAGAACACCCUUAGAUCUUGCGGCAUUUAAGGGCCAUGUGGAAUGUGUGGAUGUACUCAUUAAUCAGGGAGCUUCAAUCCUCGUAAAAGAUUACGUUUUGAAGAGAACACCUAUCCAUGCAGCAGCAACAAAUGGUCAUUCGGAAUGCUUACGGUUAUUAAUAGGAAAUGCAGAACCACAGAAUGCUGUAGAUAUUCAAGAUGGAAAUGGACAGACACCUCUCAUGCUGUCUGUUCUCAAUGGACACACGGACUGUGUAUACUCACUACUGAACAAAGGAGCAAACGUAGAUGCCAAAGAUAAGUGGGGAAGGACAGCAUUGCAUAGAGGGGCAGUUACAGGCCAUGAAGAAUGUGUAGAUGCAUUACUUCAACAUGGUGCUAAGUGCUUACUAAGGGACAGCAGGGGUCGGACACCUAUACACUUGUCAGCUGCCUGUGGACACAUUGGAGUUCUUGGAGCUCUUUUGCAGUCAGCAGCAUCCGUAGAUGCAAAUCCAGCCAUAGUAGACAAUCAUGGGUAUACAGCACUUCACUGGGCUUGCUACAAUGGUCAUGAGACAUGUGUGGAACUGCUUUUAGAACAGGAUGUUUUCCAGAAAAUAGAUGGAAAUGCUUUCAGUCCAUUGCAUUGUGCUGUGAUCAAUGACAAUGAAGGUGCUGCUGAGAUGCUUAUUGAUACCUUAGGAGCCAGCAUUGUGAAUGCCACAGAUUCAAAGGGAAGGACUCCUCUCCAUGCCGCUGCCUUCACAGACCACGUAGAGUGUUUACAGCUGCUGCUCAGCCAUAAUGCUCAAGUCAAUUCCGUGGACUCUACUGGGAAAACACCCCUCAUGAUGGCUGCAGAAAAUGGACAAACUAAUACAGUUGAGAUGCUGGUUAGCAGUGCUAGUGCAGAUCUGACUUUACAAGAUAAGAGUAAAAACACCGCCCUUCACUUGGCUUGCGGCAAGGGUCAUGAAACUAGUGCCUUGUUAAUACUGGAAAAGAUAACAGAUAGAAACCUCAUCAAUGCAACCAAUGCAGCCUUGCAAACGCCCCUGCAUGUUGCUGCCCGAAAUGGGCUAACAAUGGUUGUUCAAGAGCUUCUGGGGAAAGGAGCAAGUGUACUUGCCGUGGAUGAAAAUGGCUAUACUCCAGCUUUGGCCUGUGCUCCCAAUAAGGAUGUGGCUGACUGCCUGGCUCUCAUUUUGGCCACCAUGAUGCCUGUCUCCUCAAGUAGCCCAUUGUCAUCCCUGACAUUCAAUGCCAUUAACCGUUAUACCAACACCUCAAAAACAGUUAGCUUUGAAGCCUUGCCUAUCAUGAGGAAUGAACCUAGCUCCUAUUGCAGUUUCAACAACAUUGGUGGGGAACAAGAGUACUUGUACACUGACGUGGAUGAGCUCAACGACUCUGACUCUGAGACCUACUGAAAGGCUGAGCUAAAGGUCUAAAGAAGUUCCGACACUGAAACUUCACACCGGGCUUUUUCAGGAAGAAAAGCACUUUUCUUACUCAUAUACAAAUUCAUUCUGAAGAAAGAUCACGCAGUGAACAAAUGGAAGAAAUGUGAUGACAUUAGGAAGAAGAAUCUUAAAGGCAAGUUUUGCAAAAGGAACUUCUAGAAUCUUAAUAAUGACUUGACCAGUGGAAAACACAUUGAUGUCGAUUGCUUUGUGGGAUUGUUUAAUUGGCUUUGCAGGGCCAGAAACUGGGACACUGCUCCCUGACCUGCUUAUGCAGGCAACACUGCUCUAAAGGAAGAGAUAAGGACACUAGGUUCAAUUGUACCCAGAAAAUUACAGCUAAAUUUAAAUGCAAUAAACGUUUGGUAUAGUAGGCAUUAUGUACACACCAAAUUGCCAAAGGACCAAAUAGCGUACAGAUUUUUUUUUAUCGGAACGCCAUUUUGUGGAAACAGAAGUAGGUGAAAUGAGAAGUCAUCUAAAGCGAACUUCAGUACUUCUGAAAAUGAAGCUAAGAUUUGGUUUGGUGUUGAUUUUUGUAAAGAAAACAUCGGAAAGCCUUCCAGUGCUGUAUUAACCCAUGAAAGAAAGCAAGUGUCUUUUUAUGGUUUGUUUGUUGGUUGGUUUUUUUUUUUUUUUUUUUUUUUUUGCAUAAAAAUUUUAAGAUUCCAGUUUUUAUAAAAUUCGAAACCAGCUGACUAGGUGCAGUGUGAGUGGAAGUACGUGUGACAGAGAUGUCGAUAAGUCAGGGCUACUACCCACUGUUGAGUGGUUUGGUUUUAAAAUGAACUCUAUUUCUUUAAGGAAUUCCAUAGUGGAAAUGUUUUUGAUGAAAUUAAAAAUCAGAUCAUAUUACCUAUUGUAGCUCAGUGGUCCUGGGGAGUGGGACUGUUUGAGCCUCUGCUUGGGUGACACACCUCCACCUUUGGGUUGGAGGACUUUUGGUGUCAUUUAUUAAUGUUUGAGCUUUGCAAAGCAAGAAUCAAAAUUUUUUUAAAAAUUAAACUGUUGUUAUGAGAGAUCAUCUAAAGCUGGUUUUAAAUUGUAUAAAAACUAGAAUUUUAAAUUUUUUAUAUAUAAAAAAAGACAUCUGCUUUCUCUCAUGGUUUAAUGCAGUAUGAAGGCUUUCAUAUGUUCAUAUGUUUCCUUUCUUUCUUUUUUUUUUGAGACAGGGUUUCUCUGUGCACCUCCGCUGUCCUGGAAUUCACUGUGUAGAUCAGGCUGGCCUCAAACACACAGGGAUCCACCUGCCUCUGCCUCCUGAGUGCUGGCUAAAGGUGUGCACCACCAUGCCCAGAUUCAGGUAUUUUCUUUAUAAAAAUCAACAUCAAAGCAUUUGGCUUCAUUUCAGAAGUGUUGAAGUUUGGUGUAGAUGAUGAUUCAUGAUAUAAACAGAAUCAGGUCACUUGGAAGGCAUUUCUAUAUUGGGCAGAAUUUAAAAUUCUUCAGGCUUUAGGUUCAAGUCAGAUCUAGAGUAGCAUGUUUGCAGCUUGUACUGUCGGAGAGAGAUUGCCUGCCAAAUUGGAGACUGCCUUUCAGGUAAUAGAGAAGGGGCUGACAUUAGGCUUUUAAACAACACUUCUCUGUGGUUCUGCUUUUAUUGUAACUGUUACUUUCCCAGUAAAAAUGAUUUCACAUGGGGGGGGGUGGAUCUUAAUAGAGCUGGAUAAAGUUCCAUACAUUGCAACAAAAUGAUACCAAUUCACCUUAUCCUUUUUGUAUUGUGAAACUGGAACUUUAUGACAUUGUAAAUUAUCAGCUGGUUUUUCUGAAUAUAAAGUGUGAAAACACAGAACAGUAUUUUGAUCUAUUUGAUAAUUUUGUGGGUUUUUUGAAGAAUUAAUGAGCAUGUACAUAGAAAUAGUGACUGCUUGAAUACUGUAUUUACUUGCACUCUUUGAGUACAUCAAAAUUCCUGUAUAUUUUAGAGUAUAAUAAAACACAGAUGUGAGUUGUAUUUAAUGAAUAAUGUAUUUGUAUCUGUGCAUAUUACUUAAAAAUCUAUAAAGUUUCUAGGGCAUUGACUACUAGAUUUUAAGCAUUUUUUUCUAAAAUAUUUACAAAAUUAUAAAUAUAAUCUCCAUCUUUUCUUUAUAAUAUAAAGAAGUUGUAAUGAACCCUUCCUAACUAAUAGUGGUAGAAGGGUAAAUAUGCAUUUUAAAGACCGUAGACUACAUUUUCUAUUGUACCUUUUAAAAAAAAGAAAACUCAAGAGGAUUCUAAAAGUAUACCAUAUGUGUGCUUUCUCUUUCCUUUUAGGAAUUCUCUUCUGAAUUCCCUGAGGGAAUUUUCUAGAAUCUCAGAAUUGAAAGAGACCUGAGGUUCAUCCAGUCUAACCUCUUAACCAAUGCAGGCGUCCCUUCUCCAAGGUUGUCUUUCCACCUUGAACACUUGCAGUGACUCUACCUCACAAGCAGUGCAUUCAUUGUUGAGCAGCUCUUUAGGAGGGCUCCUUAGCGGAGUUGAAGCCUCCCUCCGGGUAACUUCUGUCCUGGGCCCAGCUCUGUCCUCCAGGAGAGUGUGGGGAGAAUGAGUCUUCCACCCUCUGCCACGCCUUCUCUUUCACAGGCUGUUGACUCCUUUGCUGCAGUGAUUUCCAGAAGGACUCAGUAGACACAUUGUCUCCACAUCUAAUGAAACCCAAGGUGUAGCUAUAAAGUAACAAACUCAUCUUUUAAUUUAUCCUCCUGUGUAUGUAGAGACCGAAGAUCAUGCCUCACUUGAUGUAAAUGAUGCCAUAACUGAAAACAUUUGGGAGGUAGUUGGUGCUGUUGCCAGCCAACUAGGAAAGCUGUUCCUUUGCUUUGUGGUAGUUUGUCCCUGACCUGAGCAACCCACUUCAUUUGGUGUGCACCCGAAGAGGGAAAUUCUGAAGUACUGUCCAGAAAGUGUUGACCAACACCAGUAUUUGGAAUAAAUACACAUAUACGAGCAAAGCAAAGGACCCUAAGUUACUUUAUAGUUACAUGCACCUCAUGUGGGAAAAGCACUGGACCUGGUUCUGUGGUGUUUUAUCCUCGCCCAGAAGGGAAAGCCUGUCAGCCUUUAACCUCUGUGUGAAAGGUGAUAUCUGAAAUACAUGUAUUACAGUAAUACCAGCUUUUGCUCAAAAACAACUUUGGGGAAAUAGUGAUGAUAGGUGACCUCGAACAGUGCCAUUUAGUUCAGGAGAUCUCUAAAUGUAGCUGUAAAUUUGGGGUUAAUUUGGCUUCAUACAUUGGAUCUUUUAAAUGAAAUAAAAAUUUUUAAUGCAAAAAA
Molecule: messenger RNA, 7959 nt
Organism: Peromyscus leucopus (white-footed mouse)
Lineage: Eukaryota; Metazoa; Chordata; Mammalia; Rodentia; Cricetidae
Gene: Ankrd28
Product: ankyrin repeat domain 28
Exons: 28
Coding region: 1417-4668 (1083 amino acids)
Biological process (GO): protein localization to T-tubule; regulation of cardiac muscle contraction
Cellular component (GO): T-tubule
Molecular function (GO): protein binding
Source: RefSeq, a predicted model, not a curated record